UUGACUAUGUACAGCGGUAAAAAAUUAACAGCAAAAUGCUAAAACAAUGGUGUCUUUACAAACUCCGGCUAUGGGAUCCACCUAUAGGAUAGCUUAUUUGCUUCCUUUAGUUUAUUCUCUUUUUAUGAACCGGUGUACACCCUGAGCUCCACGGACUCAACUCUUUUCAAUGUUACCAAAUGCACAUAAGGACUACAUGUCCCAGUGAUCCAAUUUAUAUAUUUUCCCCCACUUUUAUUUGCCAGUGCCAAUAUCGUGGACAGCCUAAGCAGCCUUUUGUGUAGGGAAAGAAUUGAUCAUGUAUAUGAAAAAGAAGAUCAAAAAUCCAAUGAUAUUGGCCACAUUAUUCUUUUGCUCAAAGGACUAUCGAAAGGAAUGCCUGUGAAUUUCUGUAAUAUAUAUUUAUUAUGGUUCUUGUAAUAUUGCCUCAUGUAUAGUAAAGAAAUGUUUUUUUUUAUGUGGGAAAGCCUGUGAUUUUAAAGAUUGUUUUGUCAUAUUCUCAAUGUCCUUGUUAGUUCUUGUCUCAACUCCAUCUUGUAGCAGUCAUUAAAGAAUUAACCCCAAAUGAUAUUGUAAUUAUAAAAGUACAAAGGUACAAAAUUUAAAUUUAGAAUUAUAUUACAUUUCAGAACAAUGCAGAACUGUAAAUAUUUUACCAAUUGUUGCCUUUUUUAUUUCAUUAUUUAUUGUGAUAUUUUUUUUCAGAUCAGUCCACUUGCUUUUCAUUGGAGGCACUUACAAGAUUGUUGUAUUAUGCUGUACAGUAAAUUUUAUGUUGAGGAAAAUAACUAAGACUCUGAUGUUUUAAUCGCUGAAUCACCAAUACAAGAGAAGGAGAAAUGACAACCACAAAAGUAAGGUUAUAAUCAUUAAUCCAGGUUCAGGCACUAAAGAAAAAUGCUUUACUGAGUGGCUGUUACAGUCUCGACACCUAGAGCGCUUCGUCGCCUGACCACUAGAGGCGCUGUCUGUACAGUACGGUUAGCCAUUAAACAGACAGCCAUCUGCCGCAGUCAGGAACGCAACGCGGAGUAGUCACUAGCCAGCGGGAAUGGAAAAUGGAGGAUUGACCUAAGGAAUUGCGAGGACAUAAUAUCGAUGAUUUGGUCGUAGUAAUCCUGAACCCACACAGAGGUCGUCUUACUAGACACCUUUCUUUUGAAGAAGCACAUUGUUAUGGCCCAUCACCACUGAACUGCAGAGAUUGAGGUUGAAAGUAGUGCUUGACUCCAUCAUCUAUGGAGGAGACUUUGAGCCCUGUGCUCUCUCUAGCUCCCCAGCCAGAGCAGAGCCAGGAACCUUUGGAUAGCUGCGCUCAAGCUGCCGAUACAGAAACUCAAGCAGAGGCUGAGUGCCUAGAGCCAGAGGACAAUGGCAGUAAAGAGCAGCUAGAGGAGUCUGACCAAUCUCCCAAAACCACCGGCGAGGUGAGGAAGACCUGGGGUUUCCGUCGGACCACCAUCGCCAAGAGAGACAUGCCAGUAGAAGCGGUCGUUGAGCCCCAGGAGAGCCGUGGAGGCGCAGUCCGCCGCAGCGGCAGGCAGUCCAAACGUACAGACAAGCUCGAGGAGUUCCUAUCCUCGACGGCCAAGAGGGCGGCGAGGAGGAGUGGCCCCUCCAGCAUCGAGAGCGGCGACCCUCCGUCCCAAACCCCGACGGACGCGGAGACCGCCUCGGAGGCCAGCUUUGACGGCAACGCUGACGCCAAGGCGGCGGAGGACAAGUCCCCCUCCCCGGAGAGGAGGACAAGGAGCGGCACCAGGAAACAGCCAGCCGGUAAGGCCCGGGGGGGCAGGAUGACGAGGAGCCGCGGAGGAGGGGCCACCGGCACCAAAGACGACGGAAGCUCAGAGAACGACGAGGACAGCGAAGAUGAUGCCGGCACAAAGGACCAGCCACAGAACCACAGCCAGGAGGGGACACCGGAAGACGGGACAGAGGACUGUCCCAAAAUCGAGGUGAAAGAGGGCGGAGAUUUGACGCAGGUUGGCCCUGAGCCGGAACCUGAGAAGCAGCAGCAGCAGGAGGAGGAGGAGGAGGAGAAGCCAGAGGAGCUCGAAGGUGAGAAGGUCAAAGAAGAGCCCAAACUGGAGACUGGAAAAGACAGUGAGGAGGAAGACAAGGAGAAGCCUCCCGGGGGCUUUGUGAAGCGUGGGCCAAUCAGAACCUACACCAAUAAAAAGAAGGUUGCACCAAUUAAGAGCACCCCAGUGACACCAGCUGUGGGUAAACCUCCUCCUGCACCUGCCAUGAAGGGAGCCUUCACGGCAAGGAGAGAACCCAACAGGCCCAAUGCCCAGCCGUCCACGCAGAACCGCAGGUCCCCAGAAGGCCCCGGAGAUGACGAAGAAGAUGACGACUCCUUGACCACCACGUCCGCCACAUCGUCCUCCUCUUCGUCGGACUCUGAAGAAGCAGGCUACGACCCCAAUGCCCUCUAUUGCAUCUGUCGCCAGAAGCAUAACAAACGGUUCAUGAUCUGCUGCGACCGCUGCGAGGAGUGGUUCCACGGCGACUGCGUGGGCAUCACGGAGGCCCGCGGGCGCCUCAUGGAGAGGAACGGCGAGGACUACGUCUGCCCCAACUGCACCGCCCGCAAGAGCCAGGUGCUGCGGCCCGCCACCGGCGCUCUGGCCACGGGCCUGGACGCUGCCAAGGCCCUCGCCGAGUCCCGGAGAGUAGAGUCUGGCUCUGGGGUCAACCAUGCCAGUGUGGCCUCAAUGCUGGGGGGAGCCGCGGAGGAGAAGCUAGGAGACGACCCGGGGAUCAAGGGCCGGAUAGAGAAGGCCACCAACCCCACUGGCAAAAAGAAGAUAAAGAUAUUUCAACCGCAGGCACUACAGCAGACGGCAGGGCUGAAGUCACCACCGGCCGCUGACCAGAAGGUGGCGCCAAACACAGAGCAGAAAGUAGCUUCGAUGGUGGAGGUGAAGACCUCGCCGUCUCUGGGAACCGACCAGGCGGUGGAGGUGAAGGCCGACACCUCCUCCCUGCCCAAGUGCAUCGGGACUGGCUGCGAGAACAACGCCCAGCCGGACUCCGUCUACUGCGGCAACGUGUGCAUCCUAAAGCACGCGGCAGCGGCCAUGAAGUCCUUCACAGAUGCCAAGGAGCCCAAGGAGGAGGCCCCGGGUCAGAGGAAGCCAAGCACCAAGUCUACUGCCAAGAGGAGCGCCGCCGGAGGGAAGACUGCGAAGGCCAUCGCUGAGGAGUCGGAGGAGGACUACAGCGAAUCGGACAGCGAGGAAGACAGCGACGACGAGCAGCACGGUGAAGAAGACGACGAUGACGAGAGCGCCCGGGAGCAUCCUCCGCCGGCCGCCGCUGCAUCCUGGUCCUGCGACCAUAAUUACAAUGCCGUCACGCCAGAAAAGACUACACCCAUAUCACCAACAGUGUUAAACAAAAAGUUGCCCCCCAAAGAGGAGAAGCAGAGUGAGAAGGUUAUGGAGCAGGAGCAGGCUCCUGCUGAGAAGCCCGCCGCCUCCACAACACCGGUCAAAAACAAGAGGUCUCCGGCCACCAAGCCAGCGAAGGCGAAAGGACGCAAAGCUUCCCCUCAGGGCAGCUCAAGGGCAACCAGGAAGCAGGCGACGGCCGCCAGCAAACCCGGCCCAAAGUCCAAGAAACCGAGCGCGCCUUCCGCUCCAACCCCUUCCACAUUCCAGGGCGGGCCCGUGCACAUCACAGGAGCGCUGAGAGUCACCAAGUCCAACUUCACCAUCCCAAAGAAGCAGGCUCCGCAGAAAGACCCCCCGUCCAACAGCCACUCGUCCUCCUCCAGAGGGCCCUCAUCGUCAUCGGCCUCCUCUGCUCCGUCCGUCCCGUCGUCUUCCAGGCCUUCCCAGCCGACCGCCUCCCCGGCGCCCCCCGGGGCCCCGGCGGCUCCGCCCAACAACCAGAUGAGGCAGAACAUCCGACGCUCCCUCACCGACAUUCUCUACAAGAGGGUGAGUGACAGUGACGACCUGAAGAUGACUGAGAGUGAGGUUGGCCGGAUGGCGGUGUCCAUCGAGAAGGAGAUGUUUAACCUGUGCAUGAACACGGACAGCAAGUACAAGAACAAGUACCGCUCCCUCAUGUUCAACCUGAAGGACCCCAAAAACAAGGGCCUGUUCUACAGGGUCGUGUGGGGGGAUGUAAGUCCCUUCAGGCUGGUCAGACUCAGUGCAGAGGAGCUGCUCUCCAGAGAGAUUUCGGAGUGGAGGAAGUCUGACUCUGAGUCCCACAGCUCGAGUGGCCGAUCCCACUCAGGGUACUCUAAAUCAGGCCACAGGCGGGAGUCAAGCUCCCAUAGCCUGGAUCUGGAGGACGCUCCACCAACGUCAGAUGCCGAUGACCAGGAGGAGUCGAGCUGCGCUCCGUCCUCCUCGGCUCCGGGCACCGCCGUCGAGACACCAGACAUCUUCAGCAGCAUGCUCAACGACACCACUGCCGAGCACAAGAACCACAUCUUCGACAUCAACUGCAAAAUAUGCACAGGUCAGAAGUCUGAGGAUGAGCCGGCUGCCAAGAAAGCCAAACUUGCCAAGAAGCCCGAGGCCAAGCCACCCCGACAGGAGUCGCGCUCGUCCAGGGAGGCCCCUCCUGCUGCCUACCAGCCGCACAUGCCCGCAGCCUACCCCCCUCCUGGGCCCCAGGCCUAUCAACACCAAGACACCCUCUCAUACCACCAGACCCAACCCGUGUAUCAGCCCAGCAUGGACGCUCCCGUCCACUCCGAGCCACAGGCCCAGCCUAUGCUCUACCAGGAUGACUUCGGUGGUCUGGUACAGCCGGUCAUGACCCCUGCACCUAUCGCCAUGCCAACCGUAUCCUCUGUGAGCAUCACCCGCAGGGACCCCCGCAUGGCCAGGCACGGAGCCAGCGUCACGGUCACCCAAACCCCCUCUCUAACGACGCCAGUUCUGCCCCUCUCGUCAUCGGAGCCCGCCAACCCUCUGGUCGUUGUCCCAGUGGAGCCGGCACUCAAGGGGCCUUUGCCCAUGCCUCCAGCCCCCCCACCUUCAGUGACCCCAUCUAAAGCAGCAAAAUCCAGUUCCAAUGAUCCUCCCUUGGAAGGAGAGACGGCCAUCUUCCUCCACGGUCAGGAGAAGAUUUGGAAGGGGUUCAUCAACAUGCAGUCCGUGGCAAAGUUUGCCACAAAGGCCUUCUUGGUGUCUGGAUCCUUUGAAUAUCUGAAGGAGGACCUGCCCGACACCAUCCAUAUCGGUGGCCGUAUCUCCCCCAGCACAGUGUGGGAUUACGUGGGGAAGCUGAAGACCUCCCUGUCCAAGGAGCUGUGUCUGAUCCGGUUCCACCCGGCCACGGAGGAGGAGGAGGCGGCCUACGUGUCCCUCUACUCGUACUUCAGCAGCAGGAAGCGCUUUGGUGUGGUGGCCAACAACAACCGGCGCAUCAAAGACCUCUACCUGAUCCCGCUGAGCGCCCUCGACCCCCUACCCCCCAAGCUGCUGCCCUUCGACGGCCCAGGGCUGGAACCAGCCCGACCCAACCUGCUCCUGGGGCUGCUGAUCUGCCAGAAGGACAAGAAGCGGGCCGGAGCUCUGUUAGAACACGAGGAGAAACGAUCCAAGCUGCAAGCCAAAGACAUGGAAGACACAGGCCUCCCCAAGCCUCUGACCUCCAUCAGAGCUGAGAAGACGAUACGGUCAAGCUUGGAAAUUCCCUUCAGCACCACUCCUCCGGGCUCACCUCCGCCCCUCAGCACCCCCGGACCCGCGGGGAUCUCCUCCAUCUUUUCCCUUCUGUCCUCAGUCAAGGCGCCGGCCGCCAUGGCCGCUCCCCUCGGAACAGACUCGCUGUCUGCCUUGGGCGUCGCCGGCUCCUCGGCUGCCAGCGCCACCCCUCUCCAGACCAUCCUCAACACUCUGUUCGGGAAGAAGAAGCAGGACUCGGAGGCCUCCGACUCCCCCUCCCAGCCCGGCGGGGAGCCCUCGGGGGCCCCGGCCACCCUGCUGGACCCCAUCGUCCAGCAGUUUGGACAGAUCUCCAAGGAGCGCCAGGAGGAGGAGGAGGAGGACGACCGGCCGUACGACCCAGAGGAAGAGUACGACCCCGGCUCGGGUUACAGCGCACCUCUGAAACCCGCCCACGCCUCCAAGGAACCCGUCGUCCACAAGCCGGCAGAGGCCGUGGCCGCUGAGCCGGACGACGUGGCGUACGACCCGGAGGACGACUCCAUCUUUGACGAGGUCAAACCCGCAGUCCCGCCUCCGGCCAAAGCUACCGGAACAAACGGCCCACCGAAAGACGUGACCGACAAGGUCAUAUCUGCACCGUUCUCCCUUCCCGACGCACUGCUCACCAAGACCCUCCUUGCAAAUAGUCAUCUGUUGCAGCUGGGCAAAAAGGUGGAAGAGCUUGUGAAGGCUUCCUCUGUCGUUCCCGUGAUCAACCAGAGACGGGACCCUCGCCAGGCUCUCGCCAGCAAGAGACAGCCCAGCCAGGAGGAGCAGCCCCAGAAGGAGCCGGAGGAGGCAAAGGAGAAGGAGCGGGCGUCUACUCCGCCGGCAGAGAUGCCUCCACCCUCGCAGCAGGAAGCUCAAGAACCUGAAUUGGCCAAAAUGGACAAAGUUCAAGUCUCUGAACAGUCAGAAGAGGAGAAGAUACCACUUGUGUUCCUGCCUCAGCAGGAGAAGAAGGAGGACGUUCUCCCAUUCAUGGAGUCGGACAUUGAAGAGGUAUCAAUUCCUCUGUUGGGCGAGCAUGAGGAUCCCGAUGUAAAGGCAACCUUCAUAGAGGAACAAGAAGACGACAAAGAAGAAGAAAAGGAGGAGGAAAUGGAAGCAGAGCCAUUUAUGGUCGAAACCGAGGAGGACAAGUUCAGCCUCUGGCCUAAUUCUGAGCAUAUUCUCAAAACGGCUGAGGACUCGAAGUACGAGGAAGAUCCAGACUAUUAUGAUGACUCUGAAGACACAAUGACCUCCUCAAUCCCGGUGCUUACUCAGAGCGCUGCAAUGGGCGACCACUCCCCCCACAUGCGGCAUAUGCCUCCUUCAGGCUACAACUCAAAUAAGUACAGGCCUCCGGCUGACCUUCCAAAGCCUACCAGCUUCCCCCUGCCCCAUGUGGGGAUUCCUCCAAUGCAAGGACCCCCGUCGAUGAAUCGUCCACCACCUAUAUCAAUCCCUCCGGCCAUAGUGACUAGGCUCUCAGGCCCCCCACCCAUGCAGGGUCACCCCCCGGGCAUGCAGGGUCACCCCCCACCCAUGCAGGGUCACCAUCCGCCCAUCCAGGGACACCAUCCGCCAAUCCAGGGACACCCUCCACACAUCCAGGGUCACCCUCCACACAUCCAGGGUCACCCUCCACACAUCCAGGGUCACCCUCCACACAUCCAGGGUCACCCUCCACACAUCCAGGGUCACCCUCCACACAUCCAGGGUCACCCUCCACACAUCCAGGGACACCCGCCUCCUAUGCAUGGCCCUCGUCCCCCGAUGCAAGGUGAUGGUGGUCAGCAGUACGGCCCGCCUCCCGGGGGCUAUCCCCCCUACCAGAACCAGUGGCGCGGUCAGCAGCAGCAGCAGCAGCCACCUCCCGGACCCCCGCCCCAGAAUAUAAGAGGACCGUCACUCCCCUUCCAGCCCAUGGGCCAGAGAGGACCCCCACAGAUGUUUGACCACUCUAUGGCCCCCCAGCACAUGAGGCCGCAAGGGCCCCCGCAGGGUCUUCCGAUGCCCCCUGCUUUCGACGGACAGAACAGCUUGGCUCCGCCACGAUUCCCUGGACCCCCUCCGCCGCCGUUCAACUUCCAUGGUUCCAGAGGGCCUCCUCCCCCGUUCACCGGCCCCCCUCAUUAUGACAACCGACCCCCGCCCCAGCCCCACUUCCCCGGACCAAGAGCGCCGCCGCCCGCUCCCUACCGGGACCACGGGGCCCAGCCCCCCAUGGCCGAGCCCCCCCGAGGCCCCGUUGAUCCGUACAGCAAGGACGGCGCGGGUCCUUUCAAGCCGGCCAUGGACCCACACCAACACCCCAAUCCCCUGCACAUGUAUAAAGACAGCCAGGCGCCCCCUCCCUCUCCAGGUCCCUCCUUCAGGGGCCCCCUGCCGGACCCCUAUCCAGACCGACGAGGUCCGCCCGAUGAGAGCGGCCAGUCCUUCCAUCCGCACUACAGAGACCCCCGAGCUCACUCUCCACCCCAACAUCGGGCGUCCUUUGAGGACCCCCGGGGGCCCGCUCCCCCAGAGAGCCGGGGACACCCGCCCCAUCAAUUCAUCGGCGAGCGGUACCGCCUCGAAAGACUGCCGGAUGAGAUAAGACCCCCGCGUCACAGCGGGCCCCUCCUGCCGACCCCGUCCGAGGGCCCAAUAGUGCCGGCGGGCCGCAUGGGGGGCCAGAGCCCAGACCCCCACAGGGAGGAGCAUUGGCGCCAGCACUCCCCUGACAUGAGGAGACGGAGCAGCUCCCAGCGCGAGGACUCUGAGCCUCGCGGGCUAGAGCGCCUGAGCCGCUUCGACGGAGGCCCCCGGGAACCCUCUGCCGGACAGGCCCACCUCCCCGACGACAGGCAGAGGGAGACGGCCGAGGACCGCCGCAGGGACCGGGAUCGGGAAGGCCCCCCCCAUGCGGGAAGGCCCUCCUGGGACCGGGACCGGGGUAAGCGCUGGAGCAGAGAGCGGGAGUGGGACAGAAGCAGAGAGAGGGACCGGGAGAGAGACGGAGAACGAAGCCGGGAGCGCAGCAGGGAACACAGUAGGGGACAAGAGGUGGAGCGCCACCGGGACCCAGACGUAGAGCGACACCGAGACCCAGAGGGGGAGCGACACAGGGACCCAGAGGGGGAGAGGAAAGAGCUGGACAGACACCGGGACCCAGAGGUGGACAGACACCGGGACCAAGAGGUGGACAGACACCGGGACCCAGAGGUGGACCGUCACCGGGACCCAGAGGUGGACCGACACCGGGACCCAGAGGCAAAUAAGAGGCGCGACCGGGAGAGAGUCCGGGACAGAGAGAGGGAUAGAGUCAGGGAGAGGGACCCGGAGAGGAGGGAGGGA
Molecule: messenger RNA, 9005 nt
Organism: Gadus chalcogrammus (walleye pollock)
Lineage: Eukaryota; Metazoa; Chordata; Actinopteri; Gadiformes; Gadidae
Product: death-inducer obliterator 1-like
Exons: 17
Biological process (GO): apoptotic signaling pathway; DNA-templated transcription
Cellular component (GO): nucleus
Source: RefSeq, a predicted model, not a curated record